UCUUCGAACCUUUUACGCAUAUUCCUUUUUCCGUUUUCUUUUCAAGUUUGAUGAAUAUAGAAAAUCCAACAUUCUCCGACUCACUCAAUCGAAUUCUGUUAAGCUCUCCAACCAAACGGAGCGUAAUUAAAAAAUUGAACAAUUUUGAGAAGGCAAUGAAGUUCAGCAAGUUAUAGUCGAAGAGCGUUACUUGGAACAGUUUACUGACUACUUGCGAAGUGUAGUUUAUCUGUUAAUUGCAAAAUUCUCCACUUUAGUUGUUGAAUUGAUUCUUAUGUGUUCAUAUUAAGCAAUCUCUUGACAUUGUUUGAUGUACUGAUCAUAGUUUGAAGAUGGGAGUUACAGAAAACAGUUCUGACAUGGAGGAAACGCUAAUAGGAAUGGAGUACAGAACAGUCUCUGGUGUUGCAGGGCCCCUUGUUAUUCUUGACAAAGUAAAGGAUAAUAUUGUUUUUUCAUGGGCUGGUAUCAUACUCUCUUGGAAUGUUAAGGGUCCUAAAUACCAGGAGAUUGUCAAUAUUCGCCUAGGAGAUGGAACAACCCGACGUGGUCAAGUCUUGGAAAUUGAUGGGGAGAAAGCUGUUGUGCAGGUAUUUGAAGGAACAUCUGGAAUUGACAACAAAUACACAACUGUGCAAUUUACCAGGGAGGUUUUGAAAACUCCAGUCUCAAUGGAUAUGCUUGGACGCAUCUUUAAUGGUUCUGGAAAGCCCAUAGAUAAUGGACCUCCAAUCUUGCCUGAGGCUUUCCUAGAUAUUUCUGGAAGCUCCAUUAACCCUAGUGAGAGAACCUAUCCCGAAGAGAUGAUACAAACGGGGAUUUCAACAAUUGAUGUUAUGAAUUCCAUUGCUCGUGGACAGAAGAUCCCUCUCUUUUCUGCUGCUGGUCUUCCUCAUAAUGAAAUAGCUGCUCAGAUCUGCCGUCAGGCUGGUCUUGUUAAACGGUUGGAAAAGUCAGACAAUCUCAUGGAGGAUAAAGAAGAGGACAACUUUGCCAUUGUGUUUGCUGCUAUGGGUGUAAACAUGGAGACGGCUCAAUUUUUUAAGCGAGAUUUUGAGGAGAAUGGAUCGAUGGAGAGAGUGACCCUGUUCCUAAAUCUGGCCAAUGACCCCACCAUUGAGCGCAUUAUUACUCCUCGAAUUGCCCUCACGACUGCUGAAUACCUAGCAUACGAAUGUGGGAAGCAUGUCCUAGUCAUACUUACAGAUAUGAGCUCUUAUGCUGAUGCUCUUCGUGAGGUAUCUGCUGCCCGAGAGGAAGUGCCUGGAAGGCGUGGGUAUCCUGGGUACAUGUAUACUGAUCUGGCAACAAUUUAUGAGCGUGCUGGACGUAUUGAAGGAAGGAAGGGCUCGAUCACACAAAUUCCUAUAUUAACUAUGCCUAAUGAUGAUAUCACGCAUCCUACUCCAGAUCUCACAGGUUAUAUUACUGAGGGGCAGAUAUACAUUGAUAGGCAGCUCCACAAUCGGCAGAUAUAUCCACCUAUCAACGUACUCCCAUCACUUUCUCGUUUAAUGAAGAGUGCUAUUGGUGAGGGAAUGACUCGUCGAGACCAUGCUGAUGUCUCUAACCAGUUAUAUGCAAAUUAUGCCAUUGGAAAGGAUGUUCAGGCAAUGAAAGCCGUGGUUGGAGAAUAAGCACUUUCUUCUGAGGAUCUGGUUUGUCUGUCUCGCUCUAUGUGUGUGUCUUUAUUUGGAGUUCCUAGACAAAUUUGAAAGGAAAUUUGUUUCCCAAGGGGCAUACGACACUCGGAACAUUUUUCAGUCACUUGAUUUGGCUUGGACACUGCUUCACAUCUUCCCCCGUGAGCUUCUCCACCGUAUACCAGCAAAGACACUAGACCAGUACUAUAGUCGCGAUGCAACAAACUCAGAUAGAACGUGAUCUCACAUAUCUUUCAUUUGAAUUUAACAGUUCACUACUGAGCGGCCAUGUUGUUUGGCUGCAUGAAUCACUAGAAUAAGUGUCCAUGUAUAGUAGGAAACAUCUUUUUCUCUUAUUUGUAUGUCUGUGAAGAUCCCUUGAUUUGGUAGCGAUUUAACUUUUCGUAACAAAUGUAAUUUAGACUUAUAUUUGGCAUUGCCUGGUAUAUCCUUGUAAUAAGUUGUACAAAUGGCAUUGUCUUUGAAAUAAGUGUUAGGAACAAAUGAGAUUUAUUCCAACUUUUCAAAUGUGUGUUAUUUCUAUGGUGUAC
Molecule: messenger RNA, 2194 nt
Organism: Camellia sinensis
Lineage: Eukaryota; Viridiplantae; Streptophyta; Magnoliopsida; Ericales; Theaceae
Source: RefSeq, a predicted model, not a curated record